AACAAACGCAUCGUAUCCGUCUGUGUACCAUCCCCGGGGCUCAGUUGCAAGCUCAACUAAUUACCAGACCAACGAAGCGACCAGCGAAUCAACAAACGGCCGUCUGGUGUAGUGGCAAGGGACACGGUCACUACACCAGGGGGUCGCGGGUUCGAAUCCCGCCAAGGGAAGAUAUUUAUAUGAUAAAAAUAAAAGCUGUGUGUACAAAAUAUAUUAAAUAAAAUAAAUAAAUAAAAAAUGUAUUUUCCAGGGUUAUGGAUGUAUAUUAAAUAUAUGUAUGUGUAUAAUAAAAAUCUUACAUUUAUUUCCGUUAUCUGAUACCUGUAACACAAGUUCUUUACGAACUUACCACGGGACCAGUUAACGUGGCGUGAUUGUUAGUAAAUAUUUAUUUUAACUAGGAGCAUCGAUAAAGUCAAAUCUGUCCCAACCCUACUAGCCCGCGCAAUACCUCGCGCUACCAUUGUAACUCGAAUUUCCUCCGAAAGCGCACGUCUUCUAUCGCAAUGAAAUCUCUCGUGCUCCUCUGUCUGUCCUUGUGCGUCUGUGUUCAAUCCUAUCAUUUUCUUGUCGGCGAUAUAUCCAGUUCCUUGGUACAUCACAAGCUGGUCCAAUACAACGCGAUACCUUUCAUGAAGCGUGUGAAGAACUACUUCUACAGCAGUGCCGAUAAUAAAAUUAUUACAGGUAUCCAAGCGUUGGACUCGCUCAACAGUAAGGCGACCGUGAACAUUACUGCGGGCGGUGUCGGCUAUCCGUACGUGAAUAUGCGCAUGAAGAGUGAACGUGGAUCCGGCCUGAGUUACGACAUCGGAAUAUACGUCAACCAGAACUAUUUAAGAAUAAAUUGAUUUGAAACA
Molecule: messenger RNA, 860 nt
Organism: Bombyx mori (domestic silkworm)
Lineage: Eukaryota; Metazoa; Arthropoda; Insecta; Lepidoptera; Bombycidae
Exons: 2
Coding region: 507-851 (114 amino acids)
Source: RefSeq, a predicted model, not a curated record